This is a messenger RNA of Dermochelys coriacea (leatherback sea turtle), 1470 nucleotides long. It is a transcript of the gene MVD, whose product is annotated as mevalonate diphosphate decarboxylase. Lineage: Eukaryota; Metazoa; Chordata; Testudines; Dermochelyidae. Gene Ontology annotation, molecular function: diphosphomevalonate decarboxylase activity; ATP binding. Gene Ontology annotation, cellular component: cytosol. Gene Ontology annotation, biological process: isopentenyl diphosphate biosynthetic process, mevalonate pathway; isoprenoid biosynthetic process. The record is from RefSeq and is a predicted model, not a curated record.
GCUCCCGCCAGCUGCUGGCUGUGCCGCGCGGGGCAGGCCGCUGCCGGCCGGAGCCAGCGGGGGGGAGCCGGGGCUCGGCGCUGCGCUGGGGGCGCCCCUGGGCCUCUGCAGCCCCCGGCAUGGCUGAGGAGACGCCCCUCGCCGUGGUGACCUGCACAGCCCCCGUCAACAUCGCUGUCAUCAAGUACUGGGGGAAGCGAGAUGAAGAGCUGAUUUUACCCAUCAAUUCCUCUCUGAGCGUCACCCUGCACCAGGAUCAGCUUAAAACCACCACCACGGCCGCCAUCAGCAGAGACUUCAAAGAGGACCGGCUCUGGCUGAACGGGGAAGAGGCUGACAUCGGGCACCCGCGGCUGCAGUCCUGCCUGCGGGAGAUGCGCCGCCUGGCCAGGAAGCGGAGGGGCAGCAGUGCUGGGGCCACGGCCCCCCUCAGCCUGUCCUACAAAGUGCACGUUGCCUCGGUGAACAACUUUCCCACGGCGGCCGGCCUGGCGUCUUCAGCAGCGGGGUAUGCCUGCCUGGUGCACACCCUGGCCCGGCUGUACGGCGUGGAGGGCGAGCUCUCCGAGGUCGCCCGCCAGGGAUCGGGCAGCGCCUGCAGGAGCAUGCUUGGGGGCUUCGUGCAGUGGCUGAUGGGGGAGCGGCCCGACGGCAAGGACAGCAUUGCCCAGCAGGUGGCGCCAGAGACACACUGGCCGGAGCUCAGAGUGCUCAUCCUGGUGGUAAGCGCUGAGAAGAAACCGGUGGGCAGCACAGCUGGGAUGCAGACAAGCGUGGACACCAGCCCCUUGCUGAAGCAUCGCGCAGAGGUGGUGGUGCCGGAGCGCAUGGCCCAGAUGAUCCAGUUCAUCCAGCAGCGAGACUUUGAGGGCUUUGGCCAGCUGACCAUGAAGGACAGCAACCAGUUCCAUGCCACCUGCCUGGACACCUUCCCUCCCAUCUUCUACCUCAACGACAUCUCCCGGCUCAUCAUCGCCUUGGCCCAUCGAUUCAACGCGCACCAUGGCAAGACCAAGGUGGCCUACACCUUCGACGCUGGCCCCAAUGCCGUGGUCUUCACCUUGGCGGACACGGUGGAUGAGUUUGUGGAAGUGGUGAAGUGCAGCUUCCCUCCUGAGUCUAACGGAGACCAGUUCCUGAGGGGGCUGCCGGCCAGGCCCGCCUUGCUCUCGGAGGACCUGCUCUCAACGGUGGUGCUGGAGCCUGUUCCUGGGGCGAUCCGAUACAUCCUCCUCACCAAGCCGGGGCCAGGGCCUCAGCCUCCGGACGAUCCGAACCUCCAUCUGCUGGGAGCAGAUGGGCUUCCCCGCCUCAGUGCCUGAGCAGCCCCCAGCAGAGCAGCCGUCCGGCACCCCGCAGCCUCAGGGAGACACGCUGAGCAAAGACCCUUCCAGCCCACGAGGAGCGGGGAAUGUGGGUGGUGGCGAUGCUGUUUCAGUCGCUGGCUCUCAGAGCGGAGAGGCGUUUGGG